This is a messenger RNA of Aureobasidium pullulans EXF-150, 1806 nucleotides long. Its product is annotated as arylsulfatase. NCBI's taxonomy places the organism in Eukaryota, Fungi, Ascomycota, Dothideomycetes, Dothideales, Saccotheciaceae. The record is from RefSeq and is a predicted model, not a curated record. Gene Ontology annotation, biological process: phenol-containing compound metabolic process. Bases 1 to 1806 code for a protein of 601 amino acids. The transcript has a single exon. Gene Ontology annotation, molecular function: arylsulfatase activity; N-acetylglucosamine-6-sulfatase activity; glycosaminoglycan binding.
AUGAAGACCAGUCUCCUCAAUUGGCUGGCAUGGGCUGCUUUGUGCACUUGCGCUCUGGCUAAGCAGCCUAACAUUCUUUUCAUCAUCACCGACGACCAAGAUGGGCACAUGGGAUCUGUCGAGCACAUGCCUCUACUCAAGAAACACAUCAUCGACCAAGGAACUUCUUACGAAAACCAUUUCUGCACCAUCGCCAUCUGUUGCCCUUCAAGAGUAAACCUCUGGACUGGACGCGCAGCUCACAACACCAAUGUCACUGAUGUUGGUCCUCCGUACGGAGGCUACCCGAAGAUUGUGAAGGAGGGCAUCAACGACGACUAUCUUCCCGUGUGGAUGCAAUCUGCCGGUUACAGCACAUACUACACUGGCAAGCUCUGGAACGCUCACACGAUUAACAAUUACAACCAGCCUUUUGUCAAGGGCUAUAAUGGCUCUGACUUCUUGCUUGACCCCUUCACCUACGACUACUGGCAUGCCAGAAUGUCGCGCAACGGAGAGGCACCUAGGGACUACUCUGGCCAAUACUCGCCUGAUGUCGUGGCUGACAAAGCUUACGGCUUCCUGGAAGAGGCCAUCGAGGGUGAUGCUCCAUUCUUUGUCACAGUCGCUCCCAUCGCUCCCCACAGCAACAUCGUUGCAAACCCUCCUAGCGGCCCUCUGAACGAGCUGGAAGUACUUGCACCAGGACCUGUCAACAAGUUCGCCAUUCCAGAAUAUGCCCCACGUCACGCACACCUCUUCAAAGACUACAAGAUUCCAAGAACCGAGAACUUCAAUCCUGAGCAGGCAAGCGGCGCAAGCUGGGUGGCUCAACUGCCGAGACUCAACGACACCAUGAUUGAUUACAACGACGAAUUCCAACGCGCCAGACUCCGCUCACUGCAGUCGGUUGACGAGAUGAUCGAGCGCUUGAUCAACCUGCUUGAGGAGAAAGGUGUCCUGGAAGACACUUUCGUCUUCUUCACCACCGACAACGGCUUCCAUGCUAGUCAACAUCGCAUGCAUCCCGGCAAAGAGUGUGGCUAUGACACCGACAUCCACAUUCCUCUUGUGAUCCGAGGACCUGGUAUUGCUGCAGGAGCCACAAAGAACAUCGUCACUUCACACACCGAUAUGGCUCCUACUUUGAUGUCUCUUGCUGGUGCGAGCCGAGACGACUUUGACGGUUCGGCAAUCCCCCUGCUUGAAGAUCAUGAAUCUACUGAGGUGUCUCGCGGCGAGCACGUCAAUGUCGAAUUCUGGGGCAUCGGCUUACCCGAAGGGAAGUUUGGCAUUGCUGAGCCCUUCGGCGGACUAUCAUACCCCAACAACACAUACAAGGCUCUGCGUCUCGUCGGUCACAACUACAGCCUGUACUACUCCGUCUGGUGCACCGGCGAACGCGAGUUCUACGACCUGCACCGCGAUCCUGGACAGAUGCACAACUUCUUCGCCGACCCUCAACUGGCAAAGGACUACACAAUCGCUGGACGGUCGUGGCAGCAACUCAUCUACAGACUCGAUGCUCUUCUGGUAGUUCUCAAGACCUGCAAGGGCAAUACCUGUGUAAAGCCAUGGAACUCGCACCACAAGAAUGGUAGCGUUGAGACACUCACCGAAGCUCUGAACCCAAGAUUUGACAAUUACUACAUGAAACACCCCAAGGUCGGCUUCUCUUCUUGUGAAUUGGGCUACAUCAAGGAAGCGGAGGGAAAUCGCGAGCGUAUUUCACAUGCCGGCGUGCAAUGGCAGACCGGAUUGGAGGCACCUACACCGGAAGGCCAACAGCCUUUCCAGUACAGAGGUAGCUGGAGCGACUGGGUCUGA